Molecule: messenger RNA, 879 nt
Organism: Capsicum annuum
Lineage: Eukaryota; Viridiplantae; Streptophyta; Magnoliopsida; Solanales; Solanaceae
Exons: 3
Coding region: 1-879 (292 amino acids)
Molecular function (GO): nucleic acid binding
Source: RefSeq, a predicted model, not a curated record
AUGUCUGAAGCUGCAAAGAAAGAUUGGAGACAACCUAUUGUUGACUAUUUGUGUUAUGGGAUACUUCCAGAAGAUCCAAGAAGAAGGAAUGAUAUCCGUCGUCGUGUACCUCACUUCAUUUCCUAUAAGGACACACUGUAUAGAAGAUCAUUUAAAGGAGUACUCUUACGGUGUUUGGGAGAUGAAGAACGUAAGUCUUCUAUGUACUAUGCUUCCAUCAAUGGUCUAGCUGAAGCCUUCAAUAAGACUUUGUGCAACUUAUUGAAUAAAGUUGUCACCAAAUCCAAACGAGACUGGCAUGAGCGAAUGGAAGAAGCUUUAUGGGCGUAUAGGAUAACUUACCGUACACUGACACAAGCAACCCCAUGCUCACUUUCUUUUGGAGUUGAAGUAGUCCUGCCACUUGAGCAUCAAAUACCCUUUUUGAGAUUGAAUAUUCAAGAAGGGCUCAUCGAUGAAGAAAAUGUUGAGUUACGUCUUGCGGAGUUAAAAGCUCUUGAUGAGAAGAGACUGGAAGCUAAAAAAAAUCUUGAAUGUUAUCAAGUCCAGCUAUCUCGUUCUUUUAAUAAAAAGGUUCGCUUGAGGUGUUUCCAAGUUGGAGAUCAAGUCCUUACAGUAAGGAGACCCAUUAUAACUUCUCAUAAGUCUAGGGGAAAAUUUACCCCAAAGUGGGAUGGACCAUAUGCCAUACAAGAGGAAUAUUUAAAUGGUGCUUACAAGCUUGUCGAUACACAUGGAGUGAAAAUUGGUCCUAUCAAUGGAAAGUUCUUGAAGAAACUUACACUAAAUAUUUGUGAUGCUAUGGGGAAAACCCAUCUAAAAGAAAGAGAGUUCCUUCAAUGGAAUUUGGAUGCCAAAGUUCUUCAAGCCUAUAACUAG